AUGUCGAUCGUAAAGAGACCCACCAUCAAGAAUCGCAGGAUAUCUUCCUCGCCCUCUCCACCGGGGAGCCCACACCCUGCUUAUGAUCCAAUCCGGAUGGAACCUGUGGCUCGUCUGGACACCAGCUCUGCAGUACCUCUCUCAAUCAAGCAAGUCGACCUUGAUGGCUACGACAUUGUCCCUCCAGUUAUAGCAUUCCACAAUACAUUCGACCUUCCAGCCUCAAGCUCAUAUAGCCAUCAAGAACUACAAGAUGACAUCGCCAAGGCCAUCUCGGCACAGAACGGAUUCCCUCAUCGUCGCGUAGAAGCAAAGCGAGACUUCUAUUUCAAGCUGUCGGCCCACUAUAGACGCCAUACAGACGAGAAGCGUCAGGACGUGCGUGUCACGGCGCAGAAUUGGGAUGAGCUGAGACUGCUGCUGCUGAGUGAUGAAGUGCACGUCGCGUGCUUCUCUGUCUUGUGGUGGAAGAAGACUACAGGACAGAGAAGAGCCGAUCGUGCAGAGGUGGGCAGCAGUCUGGCUUGUUGCGUUGUGCAGUGA
Aureobasidium musti is the source of this 543-nucleotide messenger RNA. NCBI's taxonomy places the organism in Eukaryota, Fungi, Ascomycota, Dothideomycetes, Dothideales, Saccotheciaceae. The record is from the annotation of a GenBank genome assembly.